Eleginops maclovinus (Patagonian blennie) is the source of this 2998-nucleotide messenger RNA. It is a transcript of the gene pde1ca, whose product is annotated as phosphodiesterase 1C, calmodulin-dependent a. Gene Ontology annotation, biological process: signal transduction. NCBI's taxonomy places the organism in Eukaryota, Metazoa, Chordata, Actinopteri, Perciformes, Eleginopidae. Gene Ontology annotation, molecular function: calmodulin-activated 3',5'-cyclic-GMP phosphodiesterase activity. The record is from RefSeq and is a predicted model, not a curated record. The transcript is spliced from 17 exons. Bases 133 to 2226 code for a protein of 697 amino acids. Gene Ontology annotation, cellular component: neuronal cell body.
GCGGGACUACAAGCACUGCCAGGGUUACAGCCACGCAGAGGGGAACAGCCUCCGGGUCCAGCCUCUCGUGGGAAACAUCUCUCUGCACACACAGCCACUCAGAGAGCAGAGGAGCACACACCAGGAGCCACAAUGACAGAACCAACGUCCAAAAAACAGGGGAUCAAAAAGUGUCGGAGUGCCACUUUCAGCAUUGAUGGAUUCAGCUUCACCAUCGUUGCCAAUGAGGGAAUGGAAAACUCCCGCCAUCCACUGGCCCGCUUUGCACGCUCACGGUCCCAGAAUGCACUUUGCACCGCUGUCAAAGCCGGCACCACUCAACCCAAAGAGAUUGACUCGCGCAGCUCCGAGGAGAUCCUGGCUGAUGAGCUGCCCGUCCCUGACUCAUCCGACGCCAUGGAGAAGACUGCUAUCAGGUUGCGAUGUCUCGUGAAGCAGCUGGAGAGGGGGGAGGCCUCUGUGGCGGACCUGAAGAAGAACCUGGAGAAUGCCGCCUCAGUCCUAGAGUCUCUCUACACUGAAGAAACCAGGCGGCUGGUGGACCUGGAGGAUGAGCUGAGUGACAUCGAGUCGGACACGGUGCCCUCAGAGGUCCGGGACUGGCUGGCCUCCACCUUCACCCGGCAGAGGGGUCUGAUGCUGCGCCGCAACGAAGACAAGCCGCGCUUCCGCAGCAUCGUCCACGCAGUGCAGGCUGGCAUCUUUGUGGAGAGGAUGUACCGACGAACCUCCAACUUGGCCGGUCUUAGUUAUCCCCCAAACGUCAUCACUGUGAUUAAGCAUUUGGACAUGUGGUCCUUCGAUGUGUUCGCGCUGAACGAGGCGAGUGGAGACCACGCUCUGAAAUUUGUCUUCUACGAGUUGCUCACCAGAUACGACCUGAUCAAUCGCUUCAAGGUCCCUAUUUCAGCCCUCAUGUCGUUCGUGGACUCGUUGGAGGUGGGCUACAGCAAAUACAAGAAUCCUUACCACAACCUGAUGCAUGCCGCUGAUGUCACACAGACCAUCCACUACCUGCUGCUCAAGACCGGCAUGGUGCACUGGUUAACUGAGUUGGAGAUCUUCGCCAUCAUCUUUGCGGCCGCCAUCCACGACUUUGAACACACAGGAACCACCAAUAACUUCCACAUUCAGACCAGGUCGGACACAGCCAUGUUGUACAAUGACCGAGCUGUCCUGGAGAACUACCACGUCAGCGCGGCCUAUCGACUCCUGCAGGCCGGGGACGAGAUGAACAUCUUCUCUAAUCUUUCCAAAGACGACUGGAGAGAGCUGCGGACACUGGUGGUGGAGAUGGUGUUGGCCACAGACAUGUCCUGCCACUUCCAGCAGAUCAAAGCCAUGAAGGGCUUCCUGCAGCAGCCAGAGACGAUAGACAAACCGAAGGCCUUAUCUCUGCUGCUGCACACUGCGGAUAUCAGCCACCCCGCCAAGCGCUGGGACCUCCAUCACCGCUGGACUACAUCCCUGCUGGAGGAGUUCUUCAGACAGGGGGAUAAAGAGGCAGAGCUGGGUCUACCUUUCUCUCCUCUCUGUGACCGCAAAUCCACUUUGGUGGCCCAGUCCCAGAUCGGAUUCAUUGACUUCAUCGUGGAGCCAACUUUCACCGUGCUGGCGGAAAUGAUCGAGAGGAUUGUGUCACCGCUUAUUGAGGAGGCCGGCUUAAGAAACUCUAGUGACAACAGUAUUUGCUGCAUCGAUGGAAAGCAGUCCAGUGUGAAGAGUACGGGCUCAGAGGGAAGCUGCUCUCUGACCACCGUGGACUUCAAGAGCUUCAAGGUCACGUGGAACCAAGAGAUCCAGCAAAACAGGGAGACAUGGAAGACCCAGGCAGACAAAGAUCUGAAAGAAAAGACCAAGAAGGAGGGAGAGGACGGCGGCAAGCUGGAGAAGAACACAGAGGAGGAGAAACAGUCGAGACCCAACACAGGACAGGAGGAGAGCAGGAGGCAGCAGGGGGAGCCAACGCCUAAAGAGGAUGGAGGAGACAAUCAUUCAGGUGCAGGAGCUGAGUGCACCGACAGGAAGAAACCUGAAGGCCACACAGACAAGCAGCAGCACAAUGGCCGUCAGCCUGAGUGUCGUCUGAUUCAUUACUGCAAGAGACCCAGCUACACUGCCAGCUCCUACCGGCUGGUCAGGUCAAAGGUCACGGAGAUGCGGCCCAUUGAUGCCCGGGGGAAAGCCCGGAGACUGCAGCGCAUCUCCCUGCGUCGCCGAAAGUGACCUUAAAGUGCAUCAGCGUGAUGUCACAUCAUUAGAUAUAGUCACGCGAUGAUGGGUCUUUGUUAAUAUUUGCAUACAGCCUGUGUUUCAGCAGAUCUCCUGCUGGAUUUGAAUCCUGUAUAGGUAACUGGUGUAUUAACCCCCCCACCCCGCCCUCGUUUGGAUGUCUCUCAACUUAAUUACUUAUUUAGGAAAUGCUCCUAAAAGUACGACUUUUGCUAAAUACAUUUUAGUGUCGAAUGUAUUUCUGAUUAUGUAGGUGUAUUGAUAAGAAUGAUUUAGAUUUCAUUUGCUUCCCCCUUUGUUUCCACUGCUUGUCUUACUCCUCUUGAAACAUUCAUGUGUCUUGUUGUAAUUUAACUCAGUCUCAGUGUGAGUUUUUGCCAUGAUUGUUUUAUAUUUAAGGCUUACAGGGUUUAUUACAUGCUGAAUUGUCUCAAACGAUCAUGUUGUUCUAACUUCUCAGAGUGUUUCCGGGCAAAACCGAUGCAGAGCUCAGUUUGUGUGCUUUCUGCAAAAAAGCCCUCCACGUUAUUGAAGAGUUAAAGAGUGAGACAUAAAGCCAAACCUGAUGACAGGAGUGGUUAGUAUUAUACUUUAAAUGCUGCACGUUGAUUUAAAAACUGGUUAUAUAACGAACACAGUGGAUUGAUAUUUUUACAUGUGAGAACUGUGUAGGAUUAACUACUGAAGUGUUGAGCUGCAGGGUGCACAGUAACUGAGGGGCAAAGGAACUUAUUAUACUUUUCACUUCAAUACGUCUUGCACCAGA